Molecule: messenger RNA, 1849 nt
Organism: Hermetia illucens (black soldier fly)
Lineage: Eukaryota; Metazoa; Arthropoda; Insecta; Diptera; Stratiomyidae
Product: tumor protein p63-regulated gene 1-like protein
Exons: 7
Coding region: 382-1500 (372 amino acids)
Cellular component (GO): cytoplasm
Source: RefSeq, a predicted model, not a curated record
AAGUAUUCAUAGGUUGCACAGCUGGUCACUGUUUAUCUAGUCGAUUUGAAGCGGUAUCAACUCCAUAGUCCAGUAAGAUGUUAUUCGACUGAGCUUUUCAAGCUUCACUAUCAACAAUUGCAAAUGACAUUAAAGCGUCAUGCGCGAUAAGGAAAGCACAUUGAGUGGUCUUAUCUAAUUUGUGUAAGUUUCAUUCUUCUCGCCUUCCUUACUUUUGUGUGUUUUGUAGUGUUGGGAAUGGAAUCAGUAACGUAACGUGGCCUGUAAGAAAUCAAUUAUUUGGAUUCUCAGUGAAAAUACAACAGUAAGAAAACAUAAACAAUAUCCGAACCAUUGCGGGCUGGGAAAUUGAUUUUAAAUUUUGCGUCUCGUUCCGGGAAAAUGUUUCGUGCCGAAGAAAAUGCCAAAGCUAGCGCUCGAGCGGGCGGUGAUAGUGAUCCGGAUGAUAGUAACAAUUCCUUUGCCGGAGCUACAUUGAAGAUUUCUGGAUCAGAAUCUAUAAGUCCUGAACAGGAUGCAAGACAGUACCAGACGCAGGGGAUCGGAGGAGCAACAAGUUCCGUUUUGAGUGGGUCAGACGGCGGGGCAGUGGGGAGUAUCUCUGGUGCUAGUGUUCCAGAUGGACCACAACCAGUAAAUGCUGAGCAACCUCAACAGGUGGUAUUCGUGAAGCCAAAGGUAGGAUCGCCGAAAAAUUUUUUCUCAUUCCGCGAAGGACUUCUAGAACAAGCUGUUGCUGAUUGUGUCAACAUUAUUUUAAGGCCGGCAAACGAUGUCGAUAUCAUUGGAACUUGGCUUUUGACGGAAAUAAGCCAUUGGGAUCAUGAGCGUGAACGCAUUUAUAUUUUAACAACUAAAACCCUACUCGAAGUCAAAUAUGAUUUUAUAUCCUUGAGGAUUUUGCAAAAUACAAAAUUGCGAUUAUUUCAAAUUGACAAAUUAAUAAGAGGAACUUUGACAUAUCCAGAGGGUUCACUGAUACCCGCAAUUGGAGGACUAAGUAAUGGCGUGGCAACACUCAUAAGUGACGGUUUCAAUGUUUGCAAAGAUUACAACAGAUUUUCUUCACAGGGUCUCACUGUUGCUAAUCGAUUCAAUUUCUCAAGUUUCAAACCAAUUGAAAGAAAUGAACAUGGCAUUCGAAUUAUGUGGAAUAAAGGGCAGCCAAUAGGAUGGAUGGCGUCUUGGAAUCCGUUUACUAACGAGAUACCAUGGAAGACUAUCACGGAUCAUCCUCUGUAUAAUUAUCAAGAUCCCUACAAUUCAGCUAACAUCAAAGAGGGUCUGGACAAGUUCCGAAAGUAUUAUUCAGUUGAUGGUUUUUACGAUGCAUUAGUCCAAACAAUUUCAAACAAUAAUUCAAAAAAUGCCGACAAUACAACCAUCUGUAAGUUUGAGGAAGGCCCAAUUGUCAUGCAAAACUACAUCGGAAUAGGAGCUAUGAUUCACAACAAACACAAUUUUGGAUUUUUCAAAGUUCGAGGAAAGUUUAGCUUUUAAUGGAAAAACCACGAAUGCCAUCAUCAGGAUUUUGAAACAAUUUUAUAACUACCAGUGGUUAGUCCACAUAAGACUUAAAAUGUAGUACCAUUCCUGUGAAUUACUAUACACAAUAUUUCUUAAAUUCGGAAAAUAUCAUGUGGCUGUUAUUUAUAUACAUGUUUUAAACUUUGCAAAAACAAUUCAAAUUGAAAUUAAAAAAAAAUAAAUUGUAAAAAACCAAAGAGUCCUGUGACUCAUGAACUCUAUUGACCAGUAUUUGUUAUUUAGGCAUCAAUCCAAACAUUUCAAUUAAUUUAAUGAAGGACAACGAUGUGCUUUUUCAAGAAUAAACUAUUAGUCGAAAUCA